AUGUCUGGGCGAGCUAGAGCAUGGGGUAGGCCCCAACGAAGUGGCCGAAACAUCCCAGCUCAACCUGAGAUUCCUCCGCAAGAGGUAGGAGUGGGCCAAAACAAUGUACCCGCUCCACCGGCCCAAGGAGCUAUGGGAGUGUUAGCUAGGGAGAUGGCGGGGGCUUUGCGAGAGUCCAUGGAAAUGUUGAGAGCCGAGCAAGUGGCUAGAACCAUUGAGGGUGAAAUGAGAGCUUCCUUUUUGAAAAAGGAGUUCUUUCGUUCUAAUCCUGCUGAGUAUAAUGGCGAGCCCGACCCGAUGAAGGCUGAUGAGUGGUUGGAGCAAAUAAUUAAGUCCUUUGAGAUCUUAGACAUUAGGGAGAAUGAGUUGCGAGUGGCGUUAGCGGCUUAUCAACUCAAGGGGGAGGCCGGGCAAUGGUGGAAGUCCGUCAAAUAUAGGGUUGAUCAUACGUGGGAAGCGUUCAUGCAAGCUUUUCAGGACAAAUUCCUCCCUCCCACGGCUAGAGAACGAUUGAGAAAACAGUUUGAGCAACUAUUGCAGCUACAUACACCAGUGGCGGAGUAUGAAACUAAAUUCACUGGCCUAUCUCGUUUUGCACCCGAAUUGGUAUCUAUGGAGGAAAGGAAGUGUCUUGAAUUUGAGAAAAGGUUGAGACCGAAGAACUUGAUGAAGGUGGUUGGCAACAUGAUCCGUGACUAUGAUCGCUUAGUCGAAGCUGUAGCUCAUGUAGAAAUCACAGUAGAGGCCGAAGAGGCAAGACAAAGAUCAAAGAGAACAAGUCAGUCUGACACUGGAAGUGACACGUGCUCUUCUAAGAGGCCUAGGGGUUCAUCAUCAUCGUGGCAAUCACCCCCGUAUGAUAGAUUGUUACCCUUGUCACACUAUCCUUGUGGCCGAGAUCAAAUUAAUUUUCUUUUAGCAAGCUUGUGGGAAGAUGGAAGUGAUGUGGUCCGAGAUGAAUUCCCAAAAGUAGUGAGUGAAUAUCUCGAUGUCUUUCCUGAAGAUCUCACAGAGUUACCACCUCAUAGGGAGAUAGAGUUCACCAUAGACUUGCUUCCGGGUACGGCACCGAUCUCAUUGUCACCGUAUAGGUUUGCUCCGGCUGAAUUAGCAGUUUUGAAAGAACAACUGCAGGAGUUACUUCAUAAGGGCUUCAUACGCCCUAUCACAUCACCAUGGGGAGCCUCAGCAUUGUUCGCCAAGAAGAAAGAUGGGUCCUUAAGGUUGCAUGAUAUUCUUAUCUAUUCACCCUCCGAAGAAGAGCAUGAAAGGAACCUUCGUAUGAUUUUGCAGCUUCUUACGGAGCACCAGCUUUAUGCUAAGUAUGAAAAAUGUGAAUUUUGGCUUACAAAAGCAAGGUUCUUAGGCCAUGUAGUUUUAGGGGAUGGGCAAAUAGUGGAUUCCUCAAAAAUAGAAGUUGUGUUAAAUUGGGAGCAACCUAAGAAUGUCUCAGAAAUUCGAAGCUUUUGGGGUUUGGCUGGUUAUUAUCUCCGUUUUGUGAAGAACUUCUCUUCUUUAGCAUCACCGUUGACUAGGUUAACCCGUAAGGGAGUAAAGUUUGUUUGGAGUGAAACAUGUGAAAACUCUUUCCAAGAACUGAAGUUUAGAUUGACCACCGCACCCAUCCUUAUCAUUCCGGAAUGA
Camellia sinensis is the source of this 1644-nucleotide messenger RNA. Lineage: Eukaryota; Viridiplantae; Streptophyta; Magnoliopsida; Ericales; Theaceae. The record is from RefSeq and is a predicted model, not a curated record.